Dicentrarchus labrax (European seabass) is the source of this 3464-nucleotide messenger RNA. RefSeq names its product zinc finger protein 648 (gene znf648). The record is from RefSeq and is a predicted model, not a curated record. The transcript is spliced from 3 exons. The coding region runs from base 642 to 2165 and encodes 507 amino acids. NCBI's taxonomy places the organism in Eukaryota, Metazoa, Chordata, Actinopteri, Moronidae.
CGACGAUUACUUUUUACAUUAAUUACAAUUACAAUGGCUGUGUAGUAAUGUGUAUUAAUGCUACCUUAAAUAACCUUAAAUUCAAUUAAAAUAUCAAUGCGCGGACAACCUGUAACACCAACAUGGCGGAAGGACAACAGUGACAUAUUUUCAAUAAACACGAAAGGGUAUAUACAUUUGCCUUUAGAGCUGUAAGGAAUACAAGAAACUUAAUUAACGUCUAUUGUAAGGAACCUAAAAGAGUUAUCAAGUAUCUAACAGUUAACUUAAACUAACAUAAGUUUAGCAACAUGUCUUUCUUUGGAGAAGUUAGCGGGAAUUUGAAGUUCUCAGUCUCUGAUACUGACUGUGUAACUUACUCAAGGGGCUAUAUACAAACGGGUAGUAAACUAAGUCAGUGAAAGGUAAGCUGAGCCAGACCGUUAGGGUAUCAUUGCAGUGCUGACUAGCAGGAUAGAUGCUGACCCAGAGACGGCUGCUGCCAAACUCCGCCCGUUAACACCAAUGGACAUCUACCGUAGAGAUAUACUAGACCCGGGGCUAGUAUAUCUCUGUGGCAUCUCCUGCACCUGACCCGCACGGAGAGAGACCGGAGGGUCUUUAUAAGAAGGUACAGCAAUUCCCUGAACAGCCCAAAACUCAUGCAGAUGAUUUCAUGCCUCACUUCCCAAGUGACCAUGGCUGAUGAGAUCUCCCCAGGGAUGUCUGACAGGGCAGUUGUUGGAAAGAUAAGUCAAAGGAAACAUCAAGAAAGGCACUGUGUCACUCCUUCUCUCCCAGAUGGACAGAUCUUAAUCAACACGAACACUGUAAAGACUGACUCUUCAUUUGGUGGCAUUUUUGUAGGUAUGAACUCGUUUUCGGAGAGCAGUGACACUGGAAUCCUUUAUCUGAACCCUCUAACACCAAAGUGGUCUCUUGUAGAGAAGUUUGCUGAGCUCUCACCGGGAGAGGAAACAGGAAUUAAUGAUGAUGAAGACAGCAGCAGUGAAGAAUUGUUACAAUGCACUAAAUAUAUUGAGAAAAAGAAUAAAAAUGGAUCUAAUGAGGUGCUCUUAGACGCUGCGCAAAAGGAAAGGAACUGUUCUAAAUACCUCAAGAACAACAAGAUACAAAGUGAUGCCUCAGUCAAACACAGGACACCUAAGCUCAAAGAGCUAAAUGUUGAGGAAUAUUCUCCUGGUGGAGAUGGGAAUGAGACCAAAAAGAAGAAUGUAAACAGUUGUCCUGUCAAGAAAUCUCUUAAAAAGUCUGUAGACGACAAGAUCCCUCGACUUCUGGUAGCGAUGAAAAAACGCGGUGGAGUUGACACAGAGCAGCGUCCCUUCAAGUGCACACACUGUCACUGGGCUUUCAAGAAGUUCUGCAACCUACAGAGUCACUUACAGACACACUCUGGCCUCAAGCCACAUGUGUGUGAUAUAUGUGGCAAGGCUUACUCCCACCAGGGAACGCUGCAGCAGCACAAGCGUCUACACACAGGCGAAAGACCAUAUCACUGCCCCUUCUGUGUGAAGACCUAUAUCUGGUCCUCAGAUUACCGCAAGCAUAUCCGCACACACACUGGUGAAAAGCCCUACGUCUGUGACACUUGUGGCAAGGAUUUCAUUCGCUCCUCAGACCUGCGAAAGCACGAGCGGAACAUGCACACUAAUAACAAGCCCUUCCCAUGCACGCACUGUGGCAAGACCUUCAAUAAACCCCUCUCCCUCAAGCGCCAUGAGCGUAAGCACCUGGGAGAAAGGCCGUUCUCCUGCCCCGACUGCGGGAAGGCCUUCGCUCUGGCCAGUCGUAUGGCAGAGCACCAGAAGAUCCACACAGGAGUGCGUCCGUAUGUCUGCUCUGUGUGCUCCAAGUGUUUCACAAAGUCCUCCAACUUGACAGAGCACGAGGCCAUCCACAGCGGAGCUCGGCCCCACAAGUGCCCAGAGUGCGGCGUGGCGUUUGCCAUGGCUUCCCGCCUUGUUCGUCACCAGUACAUCCACAAUAAGGAGAAACUGCACAGCUGCACAGGGUGCAGCAAGAACUUUAGCAACCUAGCCACACUGAAGCUUCACCAGGAGCAGUCCUGUGCUGGGAGGAUCUUUGUCUGCGUGCAGUGUGACAAAUCCUUCCAGUGUGCCUCAAAGCUUGCACAGCAUAUUAUGAACCACAAGAAUGUCUGAAUGUGUUUAAAGACAGUUUCAGACACGUCGGAUCCAUUCAAGGUCAUAGGGCACCAGUUUGUUUAUGUUAAGGUAUGUAUUUAUGAUAAUUGCACCUUAUGAGUUUUAAAACUUGUUACUCACGCACCCUCUUUCCCCACGGUGCUUGGUUCUUGUGAGAGUGUUGUGUGAUAAAAACUGCCUCCAGCACAGCAUCAACACUGGAGCUGACAGCCUAAUGGUCUAAUAUGUAAGAGCACAAAAGAGCCUUAAGAAUAUAGAUGCAGUUAAGAAUAAGCUCAACAUUGCCACUUAGGAUUUAAAAAAUGCAUCAUGGUUUAUCAUGAUCAAAGGUUACUGAUGAUGUAGCAUGAACCUGGUCGUAUCGGUCCAUCACUUCACCACCCUGAAUUAACUGACACACACAGUUCCAAAUCCUCAACUUUAGCAUCAGUGACAUUUGCCAAACAUACAGUAGAUGACAGAUAACCAGUACUGAGGAUGGGACACUGCUACAUUAUAUUGUCCAAAGAGAUUGGGGGUUGGGGGCAGCUUAGUGUUCUCAACCCACCAAACCCUGCAAUACACAACAAAUAACAAUUACACAAAUACAUGUUCAUUCUCAGAUUCAGGCUGUUCUUAUUUUCCGUUAAAUUUCGGGUAGUUUUGAUAAACUUUUUAUUGACGCACAGGCAGCAAUAGCUGUAAAAAGAAAAGUUCUUUAACAUGUUCAUAACUUAGGAGACAACUCCUGAGACACAUUACUCUGACCACAUUAAUAGACCAGAAGAGUUGUAAUGGUUCAGGAAAGCUUGCUAAUCAGUCAUUGCCUUUUUUGGCCAGUUGACUAGAAGUUAGUCCACGUUUAUCUUCAUUAUUCGUCAUUGUGUUUGACAGUACAGCGAUUUCCAUACUGGGUGUUUUGUUUGAUAUGUGGUUUUACAGUUUAGGUUCUGUAGCUUAAUUUUCAAUAUGAACAUACCAGCUUCAUCAUAUGCAACAUCAAGAAGGGGUGAAAACACAAAUAAGGUCUUUUUCAAGGAGAGUGAUAAAAGUGCAGAAGCAAGCCUAAAGGCUGUGACUACAUAGCUGAGUUACUACAGCAGCACCUGUUGUGUAAUUUGGUGACAGUAAUUACCCCCAAAAAAGCACUUAUAAGUCAAAUCUUUGAAUGUGUUAUGUCUGAUUGUUUUUCUUUAAAUUUCAAUAUUCAUGUAAUGUCAGUUUUAAGUCUGUGGUUCUUUUUGAUCUUUUUGAUGCCAUGCACAACAAGCAUGUUUGGUUUGUAUGAGGGUCUUUCAAACGUGAGCAUGUAGUGGA